Messenger RNA from Amoebophrya sp. A120, 1492 nucleotides. The record is from the annotation of a GenBank genome assembly. NCBI's taxonomy places the organism in Eukaryota, Dinophyceae, Syndiniales, Amoebophryaceae.
GGCCACGGCCUUGCUGGAGUCCGCUGGCGGGCAGGAGGAGCGCGCAGGUACUAUUUUGGGCCAGUCCUUGGCGAAGGCAAAAGGCUUUUUUUGUGCCUUAAUGACCUCGGGUGACUUCACCAUAGUGCAGGCAGGGUCCUUUUUCAUCUAGACGAUGAAGGCCGGAAAGAGUGAACGAUAGAGUUUGAAGAUUGAAUAGACGUUGACGGUUCAUCUGCGUACUAACUUCGGGGCUUUGCCCCCUAGGUGUAUUUUCUUUUCGUUUUGUCCUUUUUGCCUAGUAACCUUUACAUUUAUGACAGGCAAUUCGAAUUCUAUGUCUCCCGUUGGACGACACUAGCUACCUAAGCGGCUUUUUAUUAUUGAAAAAGUCGCCCAGCUCCCCCUCGCUCCGAGUCCGACUCUGACCUCGACGAUAUGGGUACGUACUAUGCUGUUAGUGCAAACUUACUCAUAUAAAGGUACUACAACUUCUACUAGUGUGGAGCAGGGCGGUGCCUUGCAGCGAAGAAUUAAAGGUUUCUUGAGCGCCUUGCAGACUUCGGGUUCAUUUACGAUGAAUCAAGCCGGCGGGUUCUAGCUUAGUCCUAGCGCGAGCGCGAGGAUCAUUCAAAUAUAGUGUAUCACUUAUCGGAUCUGCUUUGCGAGGAGGAGGCGUGGCAAUGCGGUCAGAGCGCCACUUAUCUGCUCAGUUUUUUUUUCCCAUGGAAGAUGAGAAGGAUGAUGAUGAGGAUGAUCGUAUCGUGAUGUCGACGUGUCCAUCAGCGAUCUUCUUGUGUGGCUUUUGGUUUUGAAUGAAAUAAAGCAAAUUGCGUUUUUUUUUUCCCUUGCAGAGGAUUGACAUCCGGCGCUCUUACUUACGUUUACUUUGCUGUCAGGAUGCUGCCCUCACAGUACAGAUCCUGAGGGUGUGAAGAUUCCGCUCAUGCGGAUUGCUUACGUGUGAUCUGUUCGCGACACAAGUAUUCUACACGGGGCCCCCUCUUGUUUGUUGUCCGAUGUGUGCGCCUUUGGCCCGCAAGAGCGAAAAUGAGGAUCUGUUUUCACGAAAAUAUUCAUAUCAUAUCAGGUAGGAAAACAACCAGCAGCCAGGCGCGGGAUGGUAUUCUCGCAAGUGUCGGAACUUUUCUAAACAACAUGUUCGGUGGUGCGCUGCUAACCUCGGGCUCUUUCCCCAUGAUGGCUUCUGCUGGGUUUUAAGGCCGCUGCGCUACUUCGUCGAACUUUAAUUCUAUCUGUGAGCAUUCUUGUUGUGAAGAUAUGGUGGCUCGACCUACAAUUGGCACAGAAACAGACUCAAGAAAGAAAAGCAACUUCUAGCGUUCACCGUCUGAUCGGAUGUAAUGGCAGUGUCGCGAUUUUUUUUCCUUGAUUUUUUAGUGUCAAUGUUUUGAAGUUGGCUUGGAUGACACACCCAUUUCACAUUGAACAAGUUCAAUUUUUAUUGAAUAUCAGCUCCAAAUCCAAUAGUCAAUCUCAAGCUCAAUUCAUC